UCGCGUGCGGACUUGCGGGUUUCCGUCUUCCUGGUGUUCGGACCGGAAACGUUUUGUUUCUCAUCUCACUUCAUUCUCGACUUGUAUCAGCGGACGUGUUUGAACACUCUCUUGCAAACUGUCGCGAACGUGUUGCCUGUGAUGUCGGAGCUUUUAUUUUGAAGGAAGCAGCGGGGCCGGUAAACAUGAGACCGGACAUCACCGUUUUUACGAUCCUCGCGGUUCUCACGGUUUCACCCGAAGCGGUUCGAUCCGCAGACACCGAUCAACAGGAAGAAGCGUCUCUCAGGUCGAUGCUGGACGACUUCGACGUGCUGUCUCCGUCCAGCCUGGAGACGCACUCCGUCCAGCGCAGGGACGUCCAGACCCAGAGUCACGUGGAGAAGACGCUGAGCUUCUACGCCCUGAAGAGGACGUUCAGACUCUACCUGAGGACCAACCACCAGCUGUUCACCGAGGACUUCAGAGUGAAGGUGGUGGACGAGGACGGGGAGCGGAGUCAUCAGAUCAACAGACACAACUUCUUCACUGGACAUGUCAUUGGUGAAGAACACUCUCGGGUUCAGGCUCAUAUCGACGAGGACGAGUUCUCCGCUCACAUCCUGACGGACGAGGCCGAGUUCAACAUCGAGCCUCUGUGGAGGUUCACGUCAGCGCCCCCUGAUGGCCGCCUGCUGAUCUACCGCUCAGAGGACAUCAGGAACCUGAGCCGCCUGCAGCAUCCAUCGGUCUGCGGCUACGUGACCUCCGACCCCAGCCAUGUGACCUCCGACCCCAGCCAUGUGACCUCCGACCCCAGCCCCCUCCUGCCUGAGGGCGUUGAAACAGACCAGUCGACGGAGCCGGAGGGAAACGACUCUGUGUUCAGAGGGAAACGUCAGGUCCACGACCACAAGAGGAACACGUGUCCUCUGCUGCUGGUGGCCGACCAUCGCUUCUUCAAACACAUGGGCCGAGAGGAGGAGAGCACCACACUCAACUACCUGAUCGAGCUGAUCGACCGAGUGGACGACAUCUACAGAAACACUUCGUGGGACGAGGAGUUCGUUGGUUACGGAGUUCAGAUCCAGCAGAUCAUCAUCAACAAGGUCCCGAGCAGCGUGGAACCAGGAAAGAGUCACUUCAACAUGAGAGGGAGUCCGGAGACGGGCCGAGACGUCUGGGACGUCAAGAAGCUGCUGGAGCAGUUCAGUGUGGACAUCGCAGAGAACGCCUCCACCGUGUGCCUGGCGCACCUCUUCACCUACCAGGACUUCGCCGAGGGGACUCUGGGUCUGGCCUACGUGGCCCCGGCCAAACCCGACGUCCCCGGAGGCCUCUGCUCCAAAGCGUGUCCUUCAUCGGCCAACCAGCAGAGGGCCAUCUACCUCAACACGGGUCUGACCAGCACUAUGAACUAUGGGAAGACCAUCCUGACCAAGGAGGCCGACCUGGUGACCACCCACGAGCUCGGACACAACUUCGGAGCCGAGCACGACCCCGACAACGUCCCGCACUGCGCCCCCCGGGACGACGGGGGGGGGAAGUUCGUCAUGUACCCGAUCGCUGUGAGCGGAGACCACGUCAACAACAAGGUCUUCUCGGACUGCAGCCGGCGCUCCAUCGUGAAGCGUCUGAGGGCGAAGGCCCCGUCCUGCUUCCGGGAGAGGAACCUCCACGUGUGUGGGAACUCCCGGGUGGAGCAGGGGGAGGAGUGUGACCCCGGACUCCUGAACAGCCACUCAGAUCGCUGCUGCACGGACGACUGCCGCCUCCGACCCGGAGCCCGGUGCAGUGACAGGAACAGUGCGUGCUGUAAAGGCUGCCGGUUCGAGUCCGAAGGCGAAGUCUGUCAGGAGCCCAUCGACGCCACCUGCAAAGGACACUCCUACUGCACAGGAAACAGCAGCGAGUGUCCGUCCCCAGAAGACGCUCCGGAUAAAACCGUGUGUCUGGACAACGGCGAGUGUCUGAGCGGAGAGUGCGUCCCGUUCUGUGAGGCCGUCCUGAAGCUGCAGCCCUGCGCCUGCAACGAAACCCACUCGUCCUGUAGAGUCUGCUGUCGGAGCCGCGGCGGCGCCUGCAGUCCCUACCACAACCACACGGGUCACUUCCUGUUCCUGCGGAAAGGGAAACCCUGCACGGUGGGCUUCUGUGACGGAGCGGGGAAGUGCAUGAAGCAGGUGCAGGACGUGGUGGAGCGUCUGUGGGACUUCAUCGAGAAGCUGGACAUCAGCACGCUGGGCAGCUUCCUGGCCGACAACAUCGUGGGCUCGGUCGUGGCCUUCUCGCUGCUCCUCUGGGUCCCGUUCAGCAUCCUGGUGCACUGCGUGGACAAGAAGCUGGAUCAACAGUUCCAGCAAAGCACCAAGUCCAUGUUCUUCCCCAGCAAUGCCGAGCUCCUGAGCAGCCUGGAGUCCGCACCUGUUCGGAUCUUCAAGCCUCCGACCUUCCCCAGCGCCGCCCCCCCCCUUCGCUUCCAGCCGUGCAGCCCCCAGCAGACCAGCACCCCCCCGGGCUCCGACGCAGCCCCCCCCACUCUGGACAGCCCCCGCAUGGCGACCAUCCAGGAGGACCCCAGCCCCCCCCUGGACGACCCCCCCCUGGAGGAGGCGUUCGGGCGCUCGGCUCGGCGCUCGUUCGAGGACCUGACGGGGACGAGCGGGGGGGGGCGCAGCGAGAAGCUGUUCAGACUGCAGAGACAACACCAGAUCGACUCCAAGGAGACGCAGUGCUGA
This is a messenger RNA of Pleuronectes platessa (European plaice), 2717 nucleotides long. RefSeq names its product ADAM metallopeptidase domain 17b (gene adam17b). NCBI's taxonomy places the organism in Eukaryota, Metazoa, Chordata, Actinopteri, Pleuronectiformes, Pleuronectidae. Gene Ontology annotation, biological process: membrane protein ectodomain proteolysis; Notch signaling pathway. Gene Ontology annotation, cellular component: plasma membrane. The record is from RefSeq and is a predicted model, not a curated record. Gene Ontology annotation, molecular function: metalloendopeptidase activity.